GGAGAGACUGGGGAGUUCAGUGACAGUGAGGGAGAAUCAGUGAUCCAGAAGCCACUGCACCAUGAGCAUCUCUGCACUCAGUCCCACCAGAUUCCCAGGUGGCAUCUCUGGGCUCCUCCAGGUGGCCUCCCUGCUUGGCCUGAUUCUGCUACUCUUCAAGGCAGCCCAGCUCUACUUGCACAGACAAUGGCUGCUCAAAGCUGUCCAGCAGUUCCCAUGUCCACCCUCCCACUGGCUCUUCGGGCACAAAAAGGAGUUCCAAAAGGAUCAGGAGCUCCAACAAGUUUUAAAAUGGGCAGAGAAAUUCCCAAGUGCCUGUCCUCGCUGGUUGGCUGGGAGUAGGCUUUCUGUUCUGGUCUACGAUCCUGACUACAUGAAGGUGAUUCUGGGGAGAUCAGACCCAAAAGCUCAUGGUAUCUACAAAUUUGUAUCUCCCUGGAUUGGCUAUGGAUUGCUCCUGUUGAAUGGGCCAACGUGGUUCCAGCACCGGUGGAUGUUGACCUCAGCUUUUCACUUUGACAUCCUGAAGCCUUAUGUGGCUGUCAUAGCCAACUCUGUCCAAGUCAUGCUGGACAGAUGGGAGCAGCUCAUCAGUCAGGACUCCCCUCUGGAGAUCUUUCAACAUGUUUCCUUGAUGACACUGGACUCGAUCAUGAAGUGCGCCUUCAGCCACAAGAGCUGUGCCCAAUUAGACAGGAAUUCUCGCUCCUACAUCCAAGCCAUUGAAGACCUAAAAGAUCUGAGUUUUUCCCGGAUUAGGAGCGUUUUUCAACAGAGUGACAUCAUCUACAGUUUGUCUUCAAAUGGCCAAUUGUUCAAACAAGCCUGCAAGCUUGCCCAUGAGCACACAGACCGAGUGAUCAAGCAGAGGAAGUCUCAGCUGCAGAAUGAGAGAGAGCUAGAGAAGAUCAAGAGAAAGAGGCGCUUGGAUUUCUUGGAUAUCCUCCUGUUCGCCAAAAUGGAUGAUGGAAAUGGCUUCUCUAAUAAGGAUCUGCGUGCUGAAGUGGACACAUUCAUGUUUGAGGGCCAUGAUACCACAGCCAGUGGUAUCUCCUGGAUCCUCUAUGCUCUAGCUGCACACCCUGAGCAUCAACAGAAGUGCAGGGAGGAGGUCCAGACUAUCCUGGGGGAUGAAGCCUCUAUCACUUGGGAACACCUGGACCAGAUGCCCUAUAUGACCAUGUGCAUCAAGGAGGCCUUGCGGCUCUAUCCACCUGUACCAAGUGUGAGCAGAGAGCUUAGCAAACCUGUCACCUUCCCUGAUGGACGCUCCUUACCCAAAGGUAUCAUCGUCUCACUUUCCAUUUAUACCCUUCACCACAGUCCAAAGGUGUGGCCAAACCCAGAGGUGUUUGACCCUUCUCGGUUUGCAGUGGAUUCUACCCAACACAGCCACUCAUUCCUGCCCUUCUCAGGAGGAUCAAGGAACUGCAUUGGUAAACAAUUUGCCAUGAAUGAGAUGAAGGUAGCUGUGGCCCUGACCCUGCUCCGCUUUGAGCUGCUGCCAGACCCCACCAGGAUCCCACUGCCUAUGGCACGAAUUGUGUUGAAGUCCAAGAAUGGGAUCUACCUGCAUCUCAGGAAGCUGAAAUGAAAUACUCUUGGUGGGGACGAGGACAGCUCUGAGAGUCUCCUGCCUGACAUCCCAUUUCCCUGUCCCUGUUCCAAUCCAUUCCUCCACAUCCUUCCUUCUAUCCUCCCACUGUCUUACCAGCCUGCCCUUGUGCUUCCCAUCUUCCUGGAGGUCUGCUUUUAACUCUCCUAUCUUCUCCAUCUGCUUGUCUGUCUACAUGUCUCCCAUCUGCCUGCAUCUCUGUCCAUCUAACCCCUGAUUAUUUGCCUUCUCUUUAAGAGCCUGACCCUCUAAAUUUCUUUUUCCUUUCUGCUGCUUGACUGUCCUUAUAUGAGCUUCCAAAUGCUGGUAUAACAAAUUAGAAAAAAAUCAUAGUGGCUUUAAGGGACAAAAAUCUCCUCUAUAGUUUUCAUGAUCAGAAUUAUAAUAUGUGUUUUACUGAGAUACAUCCAAAGUAAUUGCAGGGCCAUGCUACCUCCACAGCUGUUGGUGUGCCUUCACUUUCCUUUUCCAUCAUGCAAAGCUGCAUUCCUGGGCUUGGAGACCUUUCCUCAAUAUUCAAAUUCUACAGCAUCUUCAAAUCUCUCUAUGUCUUCUCCCAUCACUUAUCUAUUAAUAAAGAUCUUUGUGAUCACAUUGUACCCACUGCAAUAAUACGUAUGAUAAGAACAUAUUCAUAGUUGUCCUGUGAUUAGGAUCUCUAUAUCUUGGGAUGCCAUUAUUCAGCCUAUCCAUUCUCCCACCCAGAUUGUCACCCAAUCUCUCCAUUUAAAUCUCUCCUCCAUGGUCUCUGGCUACCUGAUUAUAUCUCAUUUAAAUGUCUCUAUCUCCCCCUUCCCUGUAAUAAAGUUUCCAAUGUCA
Molecule: messenger RNA, 2434 nt
Organism: Heterocephalus glaber (naked mole-rat)
Lineage: Eukaryota; Metazoa; Chordata; Mammalia; Rodentia; Bathyergidae
Product: cytochrome P450 4A4-like
Biological process (GO): lauric acid metabolic process; kidney development; linoleic acid metabolic process
Cellular component (GO): intracellular membrane-bounded organelle
Molecular function (GO): alkane 1-monooxygenase activity; iron ion binding; arachidonate monooxygenase activity
Source: RefSeq, a predicted model, not a curated record